GGGGGCGAAAGGCGGCGUGUGACCAUCGGCAUGGAGCUGGUCAUCUCCCCCCGGCUGCUGGUUCUGGACGAGCCCACAUCCGGUCUGGACAGCUGGGCGGCGUCCAACCUUGUCAUGACUUGCAAGGCGGUCGCGGCUCACGGGCGAGUGGUGGUGAUGUCGCUCCACCAGCCGUCGCCGGAGAUGGUGGACUGCCUGGACCGGUUGAUGCUGCUGGCGGUGGGGGGCCGACUGGGGUACUUCGGACCG
Volvox carteri f. nagariensis is the source of this 249-nucleotide messenger RNA. RefSeq lists its product as uncharacterized. The record is from RefSeq and is a predicted model, not a curated record. The annotation marks the transcript as partial. The transcript is spliced from 2 exons. Lineage: Eukaryota; Viridiplantae; Chlorophyta; Chlorophyceae; Chlamydomonadales; Volvocaceae.